This is a messenger RNA of Pelodiscus sinensis (Chinese soft-shelled turtle), 1241 nucleotides long. Lineage: Eukaryota; Metazoa; Chordata; Testudines; Trionychidae. The record is from RefSeq and is a predicted model, not a curated record.
UUCUGCGUGGCCAGAAAUAUAUCCCGCUCAGAACUGUCUGUAUUGUCUGAAAUCACCGUGACUGUUACAUUCAACACAUUUUUGUUGUUGUUGUUUUCUCUCUCCUCUCCCGUCCUCUGGAUCGUCUCAGGGUGAGAUGAAAAUUCUUUCCAGCUAUGAGAGCUCCAGAGCGAGAUCCUGUCUAGCUCAUUUCAUCAUUUUCUCCCUCACGUGUUACGUGCACAAGCUGGAAUCAGCCCAGUUCACCGUGGUUGGGCCUGGUCGCCCUGUCAUGGCCACUCUGGGGGGGCACAUCGUGUUACCCUGUUACCUGUCCCCCAGCAUGAGCGCGCAGGACAUGGAGGUGAGAUGGUUCCGACGUGAGUUCACUCCCUUUGUGCACCUGUACCGGCGCGGGGCGGAUGAGUUUGGGCAGCAGAUGCCCGAGUAUCACGGCAGGACAGAGCUUUUGACAGACGGCAUUAUGGAUGGGAAUGUUGACUUGGGAAUUCUCAAUGUCAGGCGCUCUGACGAAGGCCAGUACCACUGCUCUGUUCAGGAUGGUGACUUUCGGGAAGAAGCUGUACUGGAACUGAAGGUCGCAGGUCAGUAACUCAGGUCUGUCGUCUCUUUUUAGCUGGGUAAUAGACCCAGACCCACAACUCUUAAGGCAAAAUGCUCAGCAAGUAGUGAUCAAAUACUCACAAGUGGGAAGAACACUGGGUGAUCCAUCACUGUCACAUCUAGCAAUGGACAACACCGCUUCAACCUCCCUUUCUUAUACAAACUGAUUCAUACCGUUUUGUUAUUUAUACGUAAGUUUUAGCCUUCCACAUCCAUGUUAGCGCCCCUCCCCUAACAGCACAGGGCCAGCCUGACUUCAAACAGGCCUCUCCUCUCGCUUUUUUGUCACUUUAUCUUUUCUUUUCUUUUUCAUAAACGGGAUCGUUCUGCAACUGUUCCCACUUGUGCACUACUGACUCUGCUAUAAAACAUUAUCUGAACACACUCUGAAAAUCCACAGCAGGCUUCUGCCAGGCCUAGGAUGACUGUUCCCAGCACGGUUCUCUUCAGGGCAGGUAUCUGGUCUGUGCUGGGACAGUAGUGAAGAGAGAACGUUUCCUCAACUCAAGUGUAUUUAAAGCAGCAUUUCUCAGACUUAGCCACCAGUGGCUUUUCAUACAGCCACAGCCUCUGGGCCAUGAUAGUUACAUUAAGUCAAAUUUCCUCUUUCCAUGAACAUCAGCAAUAAAGUGCAUUCA